Molecule: messenger RNA, 444 nt
Organism: Huiozyma naganishii CBS 8797
Lineage: Eukaryota; Fungi; Ascomycota; Saccharomycetes; Saccharomycetales; Saccharomycetaceae
Gene: TMA17
Product: Tma17p
Exons: 1
Coding region: 1-444 (147 amino acids)
Biological process (GO): proteasome regulatory particle assembly
Molecular function (GO): protein-macromolecule adaptor activity
Source: RefSeq, a predicted model, not a curated record
AUGAAUCAUAAUUUUGAGGGGAUUAAACGGCCGGUGAAAAUUCAGGAAUUUAGAGUUGCAGUCCGGGAGAUGUCUAAUGAUGAACUUGCUAACGUAAGACGCGAGAUCGAAAACAGCACGGCGCAUCUGAAUAGGUCGAAUGCACGGCUGAGAAGAUAUAUCUCCAAGAUUGGGGGUGAGAAACCUCAGAGGGAUGAGUUUGAUCUCGACGACGAAGAUGACGAGAAUUUGAACAUUGACUCAAGUGAUCUUCAGUUGUUCAACGAUUCUAUAAGGGAAAAUGAGAUUGUUUUGGACAAUUACAGAGAGAUCAUUGAAGCCUUGGAUCAAGAAGAUAUAUACAGAGCUACUGGUAAACCUGCCGGGGGAAGUGUAGCUGAUUCUUCUGACUCUGCAUCUAAAAGGGAGACCCCACAAGACAUCCCAGCCGUCAUCGAUCUUUGA